Messenger RNA from Aegilops tauschii subsp. strangulata, 1346 nucleotides. RefSeq lists its product as uncharacterized. NCBI's taxonomy places the organism in Eukaryota, Viridiplantae, Streptophyta, Magnoliopsida, Poales, Poaceae. The record is from RefSeq and is a predicted model, not a curated record.
AUGGACGAUUUCCCGCUAAGAUUAUCGGUGCAAGAACGACGGCAGGACGAGGAGAAAGAUCAGGCGGCCAGCUACCACGGCCGCAGCGGCAACAAGCACAAGAGCCUCUACCUGGUCCUAGACGACUGGCACAGGGGCUUCACCAUCCGCAAGCUCGACGCCGACAGCCCCGACCUGAGCGCGCCCCCCGUCUUCCGUCUAGCGUCGCCUCUGAACAACCAUGCCAUGGACUUUGCCGCCCUGGGCACCAACAUUAUAGCCACCAGCAACCAAUGUGCCGCGACCGUGGUCUUCGACACGGAAGCCGCCGCGCUGGCCAUCGGCAAUCCCCUCCCAGAGGCGCUUCUCAAUGCCCUCAACUUCUUUGUCACCGCCGACGACAUGUUGUUCGCGUUUGCCUACUACUUCAUGUCGCGGCCUCUCGCCUUCGAAGUCAUGACCACCGCCGCCGCCAAGGACGAGAUGAUGCACUCUUUGUGCCCGAGCACCGACUGGUCCUGGGAAAGCAUCCCGGCUCCCUUCACCAAGCAUCAAAGGAUUGAGUCCUACGCCCUUCACCCGGACGGGCGCACCGUAUUUGUGUCCGUGGAUGACCGAAAGGUCAGCGGCGCCGGCACAUUCUCCUUUAACGGCGAGAACCGUGAGUGGAGGCGCCAUGGGGAAUGGAUGCUCCCUUUCCACCGCCAAGGUUACUUCGACGCCGAGCUAGAUGCAUGGGUCGGGCUACACCCGGAUGGCUACGUCUGCUCCUGCCAAGUUCCCUCCCUCGGCAGCAGCAGUAGCAACACCAUGCAGCAGCCCGGCUGGAAGAUGGCCAAGGAGCAAAAACUGUGGAGCCCAACACAUCAAGUGUCUAAGUCCCAAGGGGCUACCCUCACAUGCAUGGGCAACUCCAGGUUUUUCCUUGUUGAUUGCGUGGUAGCCGAUGGAUUCGAGUUCCAGGAUGCCUUUGAUGACCCUCAUGGCUUCGUGCUCAACAUGACCACGUUUCGUCUCAAGUACAAUCAUGAGGGCAAGCUGCGAAUCAUCGACAGAAACACCACAUCUUGCCCUGUCUCUAGGCAACUCUCGUCUUUUUCUCCCGUAGCGUUCUGGAUGUAGCUAGCAAGGAAAAAAAAUGCACCGAUUGUUUUCAUUUAUUUAAAUGUAUGUCAAGCAUACAUGCUAUGUUCGUCGUACUAUCUGUAAGUUACUUCCUCCAUUUUUCUGUAUACAAGACCACUUUAUAAAUUAGGUCUAACUUUGACCAUUGAUUUUUGGAUAUUCACUUUGGCAAAUGGAGCUUAUGCUCCUUCCACGGGUAAAUUUAUUUUCAAAUGUCAAAAAAUUUAUUUUGAAAUGUCAAA